This is a messenger RNA of Sphaeroforma arctica JP610, 927 nucleotides long. RefSeq lists its product as hypothetical. The coding region runs from base 1 to 927 and encodes 308 amino acids. Lineage: Eukaryota; Ichthyosporea; Ichthyophonida. The record is from RefSeq and is a predicted model, not a curated record. Gene Ontology annotation, molecular function: intramolecular phosphotransferase activity. Gene Ontology annotation, biological process: glycolytic process. The transcript is spliced from 3 exons.
AUGCAUCAUAGCGUACUUGUGCUUCAUGCCUGUACAUCUUUGUAUCCCAAAACUACCCACGUGACCCAUCACAACGAACUCCAUCCAUCGCACCUCACCUCUUCAUCACACUCUUUCCAGCUCACAGACUCAGGCAUGCAAGAUGCUCUAAAGGCGGGGCUGCUACUAAAAGACAUUUCGUUUGCGUGCGCGUUUACGUCUAUAUUGUAUCGGGCACAAGUCACCCUCGAACGCGCAUUGACCUCCGCCGGUCAGUUGGGUAUACCCGUGGUUUGCGAAGCUGCCCUGAACGAGAGGGAUUACGGAGACUUGAACGGAAUGGAUAGGGCGGAAGCGGUGAAGAAAUUCGGACAGGCCAAGGUCCAAAAAUGGAGGCGGAGCUACUCAGGCUGUCCUCCCGGAGGCGAAUCCCUUAAGACUACCGCCCAACGGACCAUCCCCUAUCUACAGCAGAGCAUACUACCAGUGGUGAUGAGCGGUCGGAACGUGAUCGUCAGCUCACACGGUAACACCAUCAGAGCUAUUGUCAUGUAUUUGAUGGAGUACUCGACGGAGCAGGUGCUAAAUAUGGAGAUUGGGUGGUGCGAACCCUUAAUAAUCAACUUCAACGACGACGGCGAAGUCGUCAGCCUGCAUUGCGAGCCUCGCCCCGGACACCCCAGUCGCUCGAGCUUUCCCACACGCGAAACGAUGGUCAGGAACACCACUAACGGCCUGAGAAAUGAUCUACCUACCUACUUCCCCAUACAGUACCCUGAACACGCACGCCGGCAUACACAGCAGGAGGUAGAUAGCGGGAAUGAAUUGAGGCACGCAAAUACAGUGGGCACGCAUUCGAAUAUAAUGAACAUAGUGGACGAGAUCAUCGCCGAGUCGGUCGGUAGCACGACGAGGUUACACCGAUCGAGCACCUCUUCGAUACACUAG